CCAACAGCAACGGGAUGGUGGUGCAGAAUGUAACCAGCAUCAACGGGACGGGGCUGCUGAAUGUAACCAGCAUCAAGAGGGUGAAAAUCUCAGAAGAAGCGCUGUUGUUUCUCACAGGCUCUGUGUCCACCAUCCUCAUCCCUUCCUUCUACACACUGGUCUGCCUCAUCAGCUUGCCGAUCAACAUCUUUGCAGUGGUGGCCUUCACACUGUGGAUCAAACCCAAGAUGCCGGCAGCCAUCUACAUGUUGAAUCUGGCCUGUGCCGAUCUGCUCUUUGCUGUGCUGCUCCCCUUCAAGAUCUCCUACCACUUUGGCGGCAACAACUGGAUAUUCGGAUCGCUCAUGUGCCGUGUGGUCACCGCAGCCUUCUACUGGAACAUGUAUUGCUCUGUUCUGCUCAUAACUUGCAUCAGUGUGGACCGUCUCCUUGCUGUAGUCUAUCCUCUUGAUUCGCUGUCUUGGAGGACGCCAAGGAACGCAAUCAUGGCCUGCGUCGCCAUGUGGAUAUUAUCCUUCGCUGGCACUGUGCCCCUAGUCCUCCACGACCAGACUUUUCCCCUCAGUCAGCUGAACAUCACCACCUGCCACGACGUCCAGUCUGUGCACGAGAUAAUCGGGUACUACAAGUUCUACUUCAUCACCCUGUCCUGCGCCUUCUUCUUCCUGCCUCUGCUCAUCACAGUGGUGUCCUACACUCGUGUGAUCUGGGCACUGAGCAGGGUCCCACACGGUGGUCUAGGAAGUUCACACAGGAGAACAAGAGCAGUGGUGAUGGCUGGAACAGUGCUGCUGAUAUUUGUGCUGUGUUUCACACCCACAAACUGUCUACUGAUGGCACGCUAUCUGCAAUUUAACGGAGGUGCUGAGGCGUUCAAAGAGACCAGCUCCUACGCAGCCUAUCUAGUUUGUAUGUGUUUAGGAAGUCUGAACUGCCUCCUGGAUCCCCUGCUCUUCUACUUUGGCUCAUCCCAGUGCCAGGAACAACUUUCCAGAACAUUGAGAUGUGAGAAGAUUUUGGAGGCCUUCAGUGGACUUUCCUUUUCUGGCCUCAGUAGUCGCUGAAUUAGGAUGAGAACAACCUGAUCCUGUGACCUGCAGGUUGACCUCCACCCAGUCUUCAUACCAUAAAAACUCCAUUUUGGAGACAAAAUGAAAACUAGGGCUUCUUCCAAACCACAUGCUUUCAAUCAGAUAAAAUAGAUAUACUAUAUGACCAACACUGCAGAAUAGUCGGAUGGAACUGUCUGGUCGACAGUGGUCAACAAGCAAUGACACCCUGAACCCAUGCUCAAUUCAAUAACAAUGCUUCCUCUGCCUCUCUCUCUUCCCAGAGGUGGGGCGGUCACAGACGUAUGUCGUGAAACCACAUUCCAUUCUGUUCUGAAAACCAGCUCAUUUUAUUGAAUGACUGAAGCAAAGCGCAAAUAAUGUUUAAACUGUCUGGAUUUGGUUAAUAUUGUUUUAUAACUGCUUCGAGGUAAUUUGAUAGAAAUUCCAAAAGUGUUCCAGGUUUUAUGAAAUUU
Hippoglossus stenolepis (Pacific halibut) is the source of this 1525-nucleotide messenger RNA. Its product is annotated as proteinase-activated receptor 1-like. Gene Ontology annotation, molecular function: thrombin-activated receptor activity. Gene Ontology annotation, cellular component: membrane. The coding region runs from base 15 to 1064 and encodes 349 amino acids. The transcript has a single exon. NCBI's taxonomy places the organism in Eukaryota, Metazoa, Chordata, Actinopteri, Pleuronectiformes, Pleuronectidae. The record is from RefSeq and is a predicted model, not a curated record. Gene Ontology annotation, biological process: blood coagulation; positive regulation of blood coagulation; positive regulation of Rho protein signal transduction.